AUGGUUCGUGGGAGACCUAGUCGUGCGAAUGCACAGCAACAAUCCGGUCCAGGCCAGCCAGGCUUCCUACCAACCCAACGACAGCGCCUGGCAUAUGAGCGAGUGCUGCGCCGACUCCUGCAACCCCACGUCGUGCAUCGUCACUUGAUGUUUCGGCAUCUUAUCCUCAACAACUGGGAUGUUGACGCUGCACAUACCUCUCUGCUGGCAGAGAUCAAUCAGAGACGCGGCUUGCCAGGCUCUGUGGCUCCAGCUCUACCUCAAGCGACUGCGAACAAUCCCGUCACACCCACCGACACGAAUGAGGCGCAUAGAAUCAUCGAUGACCUUCCCAGCGAGACAUACCACGAGGAUGAACGUCGAGCUGCAGCGGUCAAGUUUCGUGACCUGAUCCUGUCACUCCCAGGCGCCAUGCGCGCUACACUCUCCAUCAGUGAAGCCGUGCUCCUGCUCCACCUCGCCGGCUGGGAUAUGCACGUGGCUCGCGAAGAAUGGAGGGGCCAUGAUGAUGCAUUGAACCGCCUGCACGUCAAUUUCGACCGAAUGAGAUCUCCAGAAGGCACGAAGGUGAUCCGAAAGGCCAGCGGUGAGCAGGAACGUCAAGACGAACGUCUUGCACUACUCAUUGCCCUCACAGGCCGUGCCGACUGGCGCUCUCUGCAGCUGUUCCUCCAGUCCGAGGAUGUGCAAUUCAACGUGGUUCAUGCCAUCGUCAUCUGGUUUAGAACGGGCAUUGGCGCCGCUAGAGCAAAGAGAGACCAGAAGACGCGCAGGGACUCUUUGCAGCAAGAGCUCCCCAUGCCGUCUGCAAAAAGUACGUUUGCGCCUGUCCCCGACAACAGCUGGAGGCAGGAAGCCGAAUUUUUCCGGCGCGUCAAUGACUUCGACCCUGCCAAUGACAACCUUGUCCCUCUGCCACCACUCCGCGAAGACAACCGUGGCAAACGUCCCUUUGGCUUUCUGAUUGAACCAGAUCGCACACCGCUCCAAGCUGGUCGGUACUUUGCCGAAGAGUACUUCACCGUCGAUUACAUCACCGGCGGCAAGUACAAGGCCGUUUCCUUCUCUCGAAAAGAGUACAAGUGGCCGAGGCUUGACGACUCUUCCACGGAUUCCGAGGACAAAGAUAAGCCACGGUACGAUUUCAGCAAGGAAGAUGAUAUCAAGAAGAUCAACGCCUUUCGUCGUCAGCCGUUCUCUCGAGCCACGGGUGUGCUCAUUCGCAAAGGGUCUCAAGUGUGGUUCCCAAUCGAGAAUGCCCUUUUGCAUCAGUCGCUCAAGAACGCAUUUGAGAAGCACCAGCAGGCUCACGGCAACUCUGCCAACGCGCCUAAGUUCGGUGUGAGUGACCAGCUGAUUCAGCAACUGGCUGAUGGCCUCAACGAUGCCUUUGUGGGUACGAGACCUGGUGCCACGGCCGCGAUUCGGGGCGAACGCACUGCGGAAGCCGUCGCGACACAAUCACGACGUUUCUUUCCCAAUGUCGAGGAGUUUGGCAUUCCCAUGGACUCGAAUUGGUUCAAUAAGAAGCGCAAGGUCUCUGCGGAGAAGUACAAGGCCAACCAGCGUGAAGAGCUGAAGCAAGGCCUUGCCACGCUCGUCUCUUGGAUUGUCAGCAAGGAACGUACAGCGCAGGGGCAUGUCGAUGAGUCUGCUGCGGACGGUGAGAACUACGAUGCCGGGAUUGAGUCUGACGACGAUGAAGCCACCAAGGAGCGCAAGCGCCACGAUAAUCGCUCCCUGAUGAAGCUGAUUCGUGAGAAUCAGGAGAAGGUCGAGGCUGCUAAGAAGCGCCGGGCCGCUCAAGGCAAUCCAAAUGGAGGAGAGGAUCCGCCGCCAGGAGAGGAUUCACCACCAGGAGAAGAUCCGCCAGCCAGACCUCGACCACGGAGUCCAAGAAUUUCCAGCCCUGACAGCUCAAGCAGUUCGAGUGCCUAUGAUUCCGAAGACGACACUGAGCUGGGGCCAGGUGCUGGCUCGAAGCACCCACUCUCCGAGGAUGACGAGUAG
Cyphellophora europaea CBS 101466 is the source of this 2010-nucleotide messenger RNA. RefSeq lists its product as uncharacterized. The coding region runs from base 1 to 2010 and encodes 669 amino acids. Lineage: Eukaryota; Fungi; Ascomycota; Eurotiomycetes; Chaetothyriales; Cyphellophoraceae. The transcript has a single exon. The record is from RefSeq and is a predicted model, not a curated record.